GGACUCCUUGUCUUCCUCCAACAGCGACGACAAGCAGUCCCCGGUCUUCUUCACCUCCAGGCCCCAAGUCGCUGCGCCGCUGACCCCCACCCUCUCCAGGGCGACCUGUGAAGUCCCCCUGCAACAAUCCUACUCCAUUGUUGCAGAGCAGAAACAGCUCCUGCCCCCUCCCUCGCCCAGGUUUGCCCCUCGUCACAACCCCCAAGUGGAGAAGACCCUCAUGGAGACGCGUCGACGGCUGGAACAGGAGCGUCUGCUCCUGCAGCCGCUCAGCGAGCCCCCAGUGCCUCGCCGCCGACUCGCCAGCUUCAGCGGCAUGGGCUCCACCAGCUCGCUGUCCUCUUACUCGGGGUCUAUGGCCCCGAGCCAGAUCUCUCCCAGCGCCCAUCAGCCUCUCCCCAUCAACGGCCACCUCCCUAAUGGAGAGUAUAACCCCUACUACCCACCAUCCAUGGGCAGCUCCAUCCGCCACAGCCCAAUGAGCUCCGGCAUGGCCACGCCUGUCACUAACGUCAGCCCGCUACACCUUCAGCAAAUCCGGGAGCAGAUGGUGGUGGCCCUCAAGAGGCUGAAAGAGUUAGAGGAGCAGGUGAAAACCAUUCCUAUCUUACAGGUUAAGAUUGCUGUUCUACAGGAAGAGAAAAGACAAUUGGCUGCUCAAUCCAAAAAUCAAGCUCCCGGAGGUUUUCGUAAGCGCUCCUACAGUGUAGGCAGCGUUGACCAAAUGGAGAACCCGGGCCCCAUCCAAAAGGAACCAGAGUUGCACAUCAUGGAGCCUGAAGCCCAGGAACAGAGCGCUCAGCGGCUGGAGGAGUUCAGACGUCUGGCUGCUGAGGUCCAAGCUCUGGAGAAGACCACCCAGGACAAUAAUCUAAACGAGCUUCAGCCUCACAGCCUCACUCAAAACCAGGCCCACCAAAAGUCCAUCGGCAUAGUUACUGAUGAAAACAUGAACAACCUUCCUGUCCGUCAGAGAAAGCUGACAAAUGAACUCUGUUUCCGGGAUGCAGGAGUAGUGACGGAGCGGCAGGAAGUGCGCAGCGCUGCGGUCGGCGUGACCGAGGCCAUGCUGGGCAUGACCAGCGAAGCUGAGAAAGAGAUCGAGCUCCAGCAGCAGACCAUCGAAGCUCUGAAAGAGAAGAUCUACCGCCUGGAGGUGCAGCUGAAAGAAACCACCCACCAGAUGGAGAUGGGAAAGCUAAAACUGGAGCUCCAAGCGGCUGGUGGGUCAAACAAGAAGAAGGCGGACAAAGGCGUGAUGGCCAGGCCGGAGAUGUACAACGCCUGCGUGGAGGCCAAAGUCCAGAUGCGCAGCCACGGAGUGGGUGACCAUCUGGAGUUCAGCCAUGUUGGCACAGCUAAAACUAUACAAAGCCACAGUGUAGGAGUGUCCUGUCAACCCAGUGUUGCCAGCAUUGCCACCGGCCCGGAGAUCCCUAUGGACCGGUGGGUGGUGCAUGAGCGCGUGGAGACGGCUGACCAGUGUGUGGGGAGGCGGGUGGAGACGUGUCACCAGCAGGUCGGCGUAGAGCUGAAUGUUUGUGAGGUGGGAGUUAACACAGAGGAGUCGGUGGACAGCCUGGCUCUCUGCAAACCCAUGACAGAGUUGAGCAAAGAGAGCAGGACGGUCGGCUGUGGAGAUUGUUCAGUCGAUGUGAUCGUCAGUCCCGUCAAGGCGCUGGUGUCGCAGGGAACUGACCCAGAUCCUGUGAUGAAGGUGGACGCUGGCGUCAUGGCUGCUCCUGACUCAGCAACUCAGCAGACCAAUACUGAGACAGAGGUUUCAAACAAGUCCACCAACACAAGGACCGCUGUCCUAACGGACUCCUUCACUGAGACGGUGUUGAUCACUUGUGAUAAACAGACCAACACGGCGGUGACGGAAAUGAGGACGGUCGCCGCUGGGGAGGGACUCGUCAAAGACGUUCACUCGACGGCAAAGACACGUUCGAUUGCUGUUGGAACCACCACAGAUGUGGAGUCAUUCCUCGGCAAAUCAAGCUCAACCAAAACCAAAGAAUGUGGCGUUGGGCCAGUUAGCGUCCACGAGAACUUCUUGGUCGGCUUAAAAACCAGAAACAUAGCAUGCGGCCCCUCCCAGCCGGCUGAAUCCGUCACAAGCAGCAGCAGCAAGGAGACUGCGGAGGUUAAAACGGAGCCUGCACCACCGCAACCUGAGGCCCAGGGGGGCGCCGGACUGGACCAUUACAUCGAGAGGGUGCAGAAGCUGCUGCAGGAGCAACAGAUGCUGCUCGCAGAGAACUACAGCGAGCUGGCCGAAGCUUUCGGUCAGCCCCAGUCCCAGUUUGGAUCCAUCAACAGUCAGCUGGUCAGCACUCUCUCCUCCAUCAACUCCGUCAUGAAGUACGGAAGCGUGGAGGACAUCCUCAAGCUGCAGGCGGAGUCUGUGGCCUCCGACAAAGAGCUCGGUCAGCAGCUGCGCGCCACGUCGCUCUCUGUCGCCAACACACCUGCCCAGCAACAGCAGAUCAGCGCAGCCGAGCAGAAGAGCCGCAUGGACCUGCAGAUGUCCACGGCGCUACACGGGCAGCCGUGCAGUCAGAGCACCCUGAAAUCCAUCAUGAAGAAGAAGGACGGCCGACCCGACUCCAACGGCACCAAGAAGAACCUGCAGUUUGUCGGAGUGAACGGAGGGUACGAGAGCACGUCGAGCGACGACUCCAGCUCAGAGGACAGCAGCUCCUCUGGGUCGGACGAAGAGGAGGAAGAGGAGGAGGAGGAGGAGGAGGGGAAGGAGCACGGAGGAAAGGAGGAAAAUAAGAACGCGGAGGGAAAGAGCACCAGGGAGGAGUUCCAGCCUGAGGGAGCCGAGGAUGUGGACAAGAAGGAUGAAGAGGAAGGUUCAGAGAAGCAGGAGACGAGGGAGAGGUAUGAGCUGAGUGAGAAGAUGUUGGCUGCGUGCAGCGUUCUCAAAACUCACCUCAGUGACUCGAAGGCUGUGAGCAGUAAAGAUCUGAGAGCUUGUCUGAACACGGUGCAACACGAGUGGUUCCGCGUGUCCAGCCAGAAGGCGGCUGUGGCGGCCAUGGUGGAGGACUACCUGGGGGCCUUCGGGGCCAUCUCGCCGGCCGUGCUGCGCCACGUCGUCAACAUGGCCGACGGCAACGGCAACACGGCGCUGCACUACAGCGUGUCGCACUCCAACUUCCAGGUGGUGAAGAAGCUGCUGGUUGCAGAUGUGUGUAGCGUGAACCAGCAGAACAAGGCGGGAUACACACCCAUCAUGCUGGCAGCGCUGGCAGCCGUGGAGACUCCCAAGGACAUGCACAUCGUGGAGGAGCUCUUCAGCAAGGGCGACGUCAACGCCCGAGCCAGCCAGGCGGGUCAGACCGGGCUGAUGCUGGCGGUCAGUCACGGCAGGAUGGACAUGGUUCGGGCCCUGCUGGCUCACGGGGCCGACGUGAACGUCCAGGACGACGAGGGCUCCACGGCGCUGAUGUGCGCCAGCGAGCACGGCCACGUCGAGAUCGUCAAGCUGCUGCUGGCUCAACCCGGCUGUGACGCCACGCUCAGCGACAGCGACGAGAGUAAUGCCCUGUCCAUAGCUCUGGAAGCAGGACACAAGGACAUUGCAGUGUUGCUUUAUGCACAUGUCAACUUCUCCAAAGCCCAGUCACCAGGAACCCCUCGACUCGGCAGAAAGACGUCACCCAGUCCCACCCGGAGGGGCAUGUUCGAUUAGAGGCCCCGCCUCUGCCCAGAAACCCUGCGCUGCUAUUGGUUCACGCUGAACGAUGCCUUACCCACAGCUGGAUGAGGUGACUUAAUCCCCAAGCACCAACCUACCAACCAACCA
Seriola dumerili (greater amberjack) is the source of this 3817-nucleotide messenger RNA. RefSeq names its product KN motif and ankyrin repeat domains 1 (gene kank1a). NCBI's taxonomy places the organism in Eukaryota, Metazoa, Chordata, Actinopteri, Carangiformes, Carangidae. The transcript is spliced from 10 exons. Gene Ontology annotation, molecular function: protein binding. Gene Ontology annotation, biological process: negative regulation of actin filament polymerization. Bases 221 to 3703 code for a protein of 1160 amino acids. The record is from RefSeq and is a predicted model, not a curated record. Gene Ontology annotation, cellular component: cytoplasm; cytoskeleton.